AUGAGUUUCAAAACAAAAGUUGCAAAACAUGUAAUAAAAAAUGUAUUUGGUAGUGGUUCCGUGAGUGAUCAACCCUCACAACGAAAUCAAAAUACGCCGGCUGAGACUACUAACGAUACUAUAUCUUCGCGUAAUGACACACAAUUGACGAUGCCUAGUGGUAAAGUAAAAAAAAAUAAAUGGAAUAUACCACCAAAUUUGACAAAACAAGAGGCCAAAGUCCUAACAAAAGUGAAAAAGAGAGCUCAUAUUUUGGAUAACGGGUUUUGCUUUUGUUGUUGUUUCAGGAUUGGCCUUGAUCCACUAAUAGGUUUAAUACCAGUGAUUGGAGAUUUCUUGGGUGUGUUUUUUGCCUUAAGUUUGGUGAAAAAAGCAAAGGAAGCUAAUUUACCUAGUAAUGUUGUUGCUCAAAUGCUCUUUAACGUAUUCAUUGAUUGGUUGCUGGGAUUGACUCCUUUUAUAGGGGAUUUUUUCGACUUCUUAUACAAGGCUAACACUCGUAAUGCUAUUAUUCUUGAAGAAUAUUUGGUUGAUCGAGCAAAAAAUAGAUCCGUAGUAAUGGAAGACGGAUCAGUUGAAGUUAUUAGGGCAUAA
Messenger RNA from Acaulospora morrowiae, 594 nucleotides. NCBI's taxonomy places the organism in Eukaryota, Fungi, Glomeromycota, Glomeromycetes, Diversisporales, Acaulosporaceae. The record is from the annotation of a GenBank genome assembly.